Molecule: messenger RNA, 3587 nt
Organism: Ruditapes philippinarum (Manila clam)
Lineage: Eukaryota; Metazoa; Mollusca; Bivalvia; Venerida; Veneridae
Product: E3 ubiquitin-protein ligase RNF220-like
Exons: 13
Coding region: 195-1937 (580 amino acids)
Biological process (GO): protein ubiquitination
Molecular function (GO): metal ion binding; ubiquitin protein ligase activity
Source: RefSeq, a predicted model, not a curated record
CAAAACACCAUUUUACUAAACUGUCGAAGUUAUAAAGUUAUUUACUUUUGUGAACUUAAUUGGAUGUACAUCUUUGGAGUAGUGGAGUUCAAAUAUGUUGAUAUUAAUUUAAGAGGAACAGUUUAAAUAAUUAUAGAACAUUGAAUAUAUUUAUUUGUUAUUUAUUUAAUUGUGCACCGUUAUAAACUUACAAAAUGCAGAAUUUACAUGAUUUAGCAAUGUUUCGUUUUAAUUUUUGGCAUAAACCAUUUUUAUCACCACCAGCAGCCCACCAGCCUUUUCCGCCUGGAAUGGAAAGCACUUCUUUUAUACCAAACCCGCUCGGUGCACCUGCUUUAAUGGUUCUUGCAUCAACGGCUGAAAAUCACGAAGGAGCAAGGAUAACAGGAGCGCCUAGAUUUAGCAGUCCGGAAAAUAAAGAUUCAACUCCACAAUACAGUACUGCAAAUUACACCAUGUAUCGCCCAGGGGAUCAUUUUCCUACACCAAUUUAUGCACCUGUUCACCCUUUAGUUCGCUCUGCAACUGAAAGAUCGGGGGUAAGACUCAUGCACCCAGGGGCAAACAGUGCUUUCCGACCACUGUCAGAAAACCCAGAGCAAUACCACUCGGCUUUUUCUCCGGCUAAGAGACCUAAACCAGAAGAUCUGUCAACAAAAAAUUACCUGUCAAAUGUGGAAACAAAUGAUAAUAACGGCAGUAAUGACUUUAUGCGGGAUUCGUCAAAAGAUGACCGGCCAUCUAGUCUAAGUUCAGUAAAUUAUGACACAAACUCUGAGACACAUUCAGAAAUAGGGGAUGCAGAUCGUCAGACCCCCGAUUCUGAGGGCCGUUCCCUAAGAAAACAGCGUAAGAAGUUAAUACUUGAUGGUCAGACUCCACAUUGUCCUGUUUGCGGCCUGACUUUACGUCCCGGGGAGACCGAGUCGCAUCUACAAGCCGAACUGGAGAAACUUGAUAAACUCUCGUCCAGAAAUACAAGAAAAUCAAGGGAAAAUACACCACAAGGCAGAAAAACGUUGCCGUCCCCAUCUGGAAGUCGAGGGAAAGAUUCCCCUGCUAUAGGUGCGGCAUCGCAAGCUCGGUAUGAGAACUAUUUAAGGAUCCAAAAUAACAGACAAGCAAGACUUGGAGUUCGAAGUCGUACUCGUAAGAAGAAGUUGGAGGAAACUGUUUGUCCAGUGUGCAAUAAAAGAGUUUCUGGAACUCCUGAGGAGUUGAAUGAACAUGUAGAACUCUGUUUGAAAAAGCGUGAUGAUGAGCUAGAACCUGUAGACGUAGAGGCGGAGGAACAAUUUGAGGAAUACACAUGGGCGGGACAGACGCGGAUACGCGCAUCGUCAAUGUUAGAUGGAGGAUAUGCUGGCUCAGGGUUUCAGGUAGCUAGUUGUAGCAGUCAAGGUCAGGACGAGGACUGUGAUCUCAACGUGGACGAUGACGACUCCGAGAAAUACGGCAAUCCUCAAUAUAGUGAAGUAGAUGUGAUACCAUGUGCUUCUGAUGAGCCCGGUGAGGACAGGGAGAGAGAGGCACUGAGAGGGGCUUUUUUAAGUACGGCUGAUGCUCCAACCAGUCUGAAAAGUCACAGUAGACUCACAAAUACAGAUAUAGAAGGUGCUUAUAACCCUGAAGAUAGUGUGUCAUCAUCACGUGUAAAAUGUGAACCUAAUGAUGACAAAGAUUCCGUGGAGGAAGUGGGGGGCUCAGCUGGACAAAUUAUUACAGCAUUAAGGUGUAGACUGAAGGAGAAAAACGAACAACAAACCAGUCCAAAAUGUCUUAUCUGUAUGGAGCCGUACAGCAAACCAGUGGCAUCCACUCAGUGUUGGCAUGUACAUUGUGAAGAAUGCUGGCUUAGAACAAUGGGAGCCAAGAAGUUGUGUCCACAGUGUAACAUGAUAACUUCUCCAGCAGAUCUACGCAGAAUCUAUUUAUGAAAACAUUAUGAUAAUUUUUAAAUUUGUGUUGUUAUCAAAUCUGGUUUGUCUUAACCAGUAACUGCUCUCAGGGUUGUCAUUAAGAGGCCAAAAUGACUGUCUCAAAUGCAUUUUGGGCCACCUCCAACCUAAGAAAACACUCUUUAUUAUGUGUGAUAAAAACAAACUAGAGGUAGCGGAGGACAAAGAGAAACCACACAUCACCACCUAAUAGGUUGAAAUUAUUUAUCAAAGUCUACUAGUUUCGAUCAAACAUGAUCUUCAUCAGGACAAAUAAUAGAUAAAAUAUACCAUGAAAGCGCUAAAAAAGAGUUUUCAAAAUGUUACGUCUGUUACUAUAAAUAGUAACAUGUGAUACUAUUAAUAACUUAAAUUUGGAAUGUUGCCAGAAGUUUUUAAGUCUUAAAAAUAAAAAUAAAAUCUAUAAAUAGAACAUACAGUUAGUUGUGAUAAAAUCAAAAAUAACUGCCUCAGAUUCAAAAUAAACCUUCAUGAAAAUAUCUUAAUGACAACCCUGCGCUCUUCAAGACUUGUUGAAUGGUUUAUGAAGUAUCGUCUUACAGAGUAAAGAUGUUUUAGGAUUUUGCAAAGGUGUAAGAAUGCCUUGUGGUAAUAUAACAAGACAUUAUCUGUUAAAAUUCUCCUUAUAAGGUACAUGUACAUGUAAGUUUUGAAGGCUUUUUUAAAUAAUAAGACGUUUGACUUUUUUCUAAGUAAAAUAUUUGACUUAAGUCAGAAAAAGAAUGUUCCUUGUUAGAAUUCUUGUCUUAGAGGGACUUUACUGAGGUUUUUUGAAGUGAAGGGACCAAACAUAUUUUUUCAAGAUUUCUGUAUAACUAGAUGUAUGUCUAGACCAGAAUUAAUCAACUUUGUUGUGCAAAAUGGCCCAAAAAAUGAAAACCGUUACAACGCUUUUCACUCAAUUAGGCCAAAAAUCGCAUUUAAAUUGAUUAUCAAUUUAAUACUAUGUAUGUUUAUAUAUCUAUUGCUUGGUUUCAAAUCUAAAUGUACCAGUUGAUUUAAGAAAGAAUUUCAAAAUGUAUUAUUUUAGGAUAUUGGACCUCAGUGGAGUUCCUUUUACUGUGACUGAAACAAGACAUUGAAUGUUUUAUAUUUCUAAAGGUGUAAUACAAAGAAUGUAUUUUUGGCAUAUAUAUGGCCAGAUUCUUGUUGAUUAACUUUUUCUCAAUUAUAUCGCAUUAUUUUUAAAGACAAUAAAAUGUUUUUAAUUCUGGAUACUAAGUUGUUUCAAUACAUUAGAAUUUCACUUUUCUAUAGAUUUUAUAGUGCUUGAUAAUUUAUCUUAUAACACUUUCCACACUAAAUUUCUGAAAUAGACUUGUCCAGCCUGCUAACUGGGCCAACUCAUUCAUCAUUUUUAGGGAAAUUUUUUAAAAUUUAUUUGACUAAAUAAAGAAAACAGUGCAGACCAUGAUCAGAUGACAUGAAUGUGUUAAACUUUGUCUGCACUUGUCUUAAUGGUUGCAUAUGUUGUUGCCUUCAGGCUAAUGUUUUAAGUUAUUUGGACUUGUCAAAUAGAAUUGAUCUGUGUAUUAUAUGUAAUAUUAGAGAUUGUUUUUGUAUUUGUUUUCUUUUUUUGUUUGUUAUAAUGUAUACAAAUUAGUACAUAUAUUAAAUGAAUGAAAUUCA